AUGGUGAAAAUGAAGAAAGGAAUCAUUUUCCUUCUUAUCAUUGCUUUUUCACUUUGUUCAAAGGCGACAACUCCAGGAAUUACGUUAGUAACAACAGCCUUUUUCACAUUAACUCAGACAAUAGUAGCAAGAACAGUUCCUUCAACAACAAUGACAGCGUUGUCAACCGAAAAUGAGAAAAAAUUCCCUCCUCAACAACUUCUCACACAAAAGCAACUUGUCGAACAAAUAGGAAAAGAACAGUCUCUUCUCGAGAAACUCCUGAAAGAACAAAACCCUGCACCUCAUCAACUUCAACUUCAACAGCUACUCGAACAACUACAAAAAAACCAUUCACACUUUCCCGAUCGUCUUCAACGGCAGCAGGAAUUUAGUAAGAAACUUGAACAUCAGUAUGGCUGUGAAAAUAUACAACAACUUCUUCAUAAACAGCAGAUUAUCCUUCAACAACUUCAAUAUCAUCAACCAUUUCUGAAUCAACUUCAAGAACAACAACGAAUUAUUCUUCAGCAACUUUCUCAGCGACAACAAACUGUCCAAACUCUAUUGCAACAACUAUCAGACCAGCAAAAAUUACUUCAAGAACAACAACCUAUUCUUCAACAAUUUUUGCAGCAGCAAUUGCAUUCUCCAAAACAAACAAUGCAGCCAUUAACUUUGCUUGAACAUGCGCUUAACCUUCAAAAACAAAUGAAACAAAAUCACGAGCAGUCUCGACAUCAAAAUCAAAGUAAUUAUCAACAUCAAAUUCAACAGCAAGAACAACAUCUUCAACUGCUUCAACAGCACGGUGAUGUAUUUGCAAAACUUCAACAACAGGGACAACAACUCUUUCGACAGCUUCAACAUAAAGUGCUACUGAUUCAAUUACUACAACAGCCGCCUUAUUAUCAAAAAUUACUUCAAAAACAACAAUCUCUUCUUCAAAAACUUCUGCAGCUACAACAACUUCUUCAGCAAUUCCAACAACAACAACCAUUUAUUCAGCAGCUCCUCCAGCAACAACAACUUCUAGUACAACUUGUGGAGCAACAACAACAACUUGUUGUACAAAUGCUUCUAAAACCUCAGCAAAUACCUAAUCUUCUUCAACAACUUCUCCAGCUACAAGUCCAAUUCCAACAACUUAUGCAACAACAACAACAACUUCUUCAACAACUCCUGCAGAAACAACCUUCACUUCAGCAGCUUCUCCAACAACAACAGUCUAUGUUUGAAGAACUUCUGAAAAGCAAGCAAAGUCUUCUCCAAACUUUAAAACAACAAUUGGACUAUUUGGUCCAGUUCCAAAAAUAA
Molecule: messenger RNA, 1296 nt
Organism: Brugia pahangi
Lineage: Eukaryota; Metazoa; Nematoda; Chromadorea; Rhabditida; Onchocercidae
Source: the annotation of a GenBank genome assembly